This is a messenger RNA of Astyanax mexicanus (Mexican tetra), 3706 nucleotides long. RefSeq names its product coiled-coil domain containing 80 (gene ccdc80). The transcript is spliced from 7 exons. Lineage: Eukaryota; Metazoa; Chordata; Actinopteri; Characiformes; Acestrorhamphidae. The record is from RefSeq and is a predicted model, not a curated record. The coding region runs from base 718 to 3303 and encodes 861 amino acids.
GGGGAGAUCAGAAAGCGCAGCGGAGGCUGAGGAUCGCUUCUGCCAUGUCUGGGUUCUGGUCCGCUGAUAAGGAGCUGGAGAAACUUUCCGUCCUGCUUUUCGCUCUUUCUCAGCUGAUCGAUCUGGAUUCUUUGUGUAAGAACUUGCUGAACUCUUACUGACUCCUCUGGAGAAUAAGUUAAAGGAGUUUUUUUUCCGGUGGUCUGAGGAAGAGAAAUUAUAUUUUAACUGCACGGAGUUAAAAUUCCCUGUUAUCUGCUGAAAGUCUGAUGGAGCAGUCUGGAUUUAGUGUUGUGUUUUUUCUUAUUGAUUAUUGCGCUCAAUGACAGUGAGUCAGUGGAUGCCACGUUCAUUUGAAUGGCUGCAAAUGAAUGUUCACCACAUGAAGGGACCAACCACAGGUAAGAGUGCUGAAUGUGCAUGAUGGGUGCAAAACAAAUGCUUUUAUAGGCUGGUUUACACUUGACUUUUGGGACUGAAACUUCUUCUGCAUCUUGUCUGAAGCCUAUUCUGCUACUGGAUCGUUUUUACAGUGGGCUGGACUGCCUGAGUCUCGAGACUAGAUUAAAGGAAUUAUGGUUUGAAAGUGUUUGCACUUUGCUGUUGUUCUGCACCAGGCUCUGGAAAUUGCCCCAAAGGAAUAUCAGGCUGCUGUCAGUCAAUUAUUUUGGAUUUUGGAUAUAAUUUUUCCUUUCUAAAUUCCUUAAAAAAACAAAUAUGAUGGGGAAACAUAUACUGGGUAUUGUUGUACUUUGUUUGUUGGCAUGGGAAGUGUGGGGAUCAGAGACUAGCCCAGUUGACAAACAAACUGGUCCCAGACGGAUGUCCAGACUAAACAAAGCCCAGCAGCGACCGGGCUUCCCAGUCCGAGAGAGGAUCUCCAACAGACAGGAGGAAAUGCAAAGAGACGAAAGCAUGCGACCCACCAGGACCGGCCAAACCAGGAGAGUGCUGAUGCGGAACAGUCCCAUACAGGGUGGGGCUCGAAACCCAGUCCAGAGGGACAGCAGUCUACCUGGAAUGCGGGCUGGGGUGUCCCGCAUGCCCACCAGUGCCGGUUCCCCCAACCUGUUGGCCACAUUUGCUGGGAAGAACCGUGUGCUAGUCAUCUCUGCCCCUCAUGAAUCUGAUGGCUACUACAGGCUGAUGAUGAGUCUGCUCAAGCCAGACGUCUACUGCGAGCUGGCAGAGCGACAUGUGCAUCAAGUUGUGAUGUUUCACCAGGAAGGCGAGAUGGGUGGCAAAGUGAGGCGUAUAACCAAUGAAGGAAAGGUGAUGGAGGAGCCUUUGGAUACUACGCUUAUCCCCAGGCUCAUGAACUUCCUCAAGUUAGAAAAAGGCAAAUUCGGAAUGGUGCUUCUGAAAAAGACUCUGCAGGUUGAGGAGCGUUACCCAUAUCCAGUCAGACUGGAAGCAAUGUACGAGGUCAUAGACCAGUCCCCAAUGAGGAAGAUGGAAAAGGUCAGGCAGAAGGGCUUUGUGCAGAAGUGUAAGGGGGCUGGGGUUGAGGGGCAGGUGGUUGAAGGUGUCCCUAAUACUGGUACCCAGCUGGAGCGCAAACCCUUUAGGAGACCCAUCCAGACAACGACCACCCAAGCUACAACAACAACAAGGCCUACAACAACUACCACGACUACAACCACCACACGUCCUACAACGACUACAACCAUCACACGUCCUACCACGACUACAACCACCACUACAACCACACGACCCACCACUACAACCACCCGUCCUACCACAACAACCACACAAGCAACCACCAUCACCCAGAGGACCACACCAUCAACCCCUAAGACCACAGCGGAAACUCAGUACUACAAUCGCAGAGGAGAUCGACGGCAGCCUAAAAAAAACACCAUCCAACCCACCACCCCUUCUUACUCUUACACCAAAGCCUCCACUGGACGCUAUAGGGACAACCACACUGACAGGAAGGACAACACUCACAACAGGUACCCCGGCAUCCCUCAACACAAGCCCAGCAAGAAGCCAUCCAAGAAGAAGAACGGAGACAAUGGAUUGAACAAUGGCUACGAGGACAAGCACGGCAUGGGCAAACCCACAGAUGCUUACCCUGAGGAGAAAGAGGUCGAGGUCAUUCCCACCAAGAAAGGAAAAGGCAAGCAGGACAAGACCGAGAAAAAGAAGAAGAAGGACAAAUCAGACAAGCUUCCCAAGAAGGACAAAUCAGAGAGAAAGGGAAAAGAAGGAAAGGGACAUAAAAAGAAUGGGAAGAAACAUUCCAAGACGCAUGAGAAAGAAAAAGAGGAGUACCAGAAGCCUACAAAGAAACCCCCACCAACUAAAGGAGCUCUGGCAACAUUUUUGGAGUAUUUUGAGAACAGAAGACGACUAAUUCUCAUUACAGCUCCAACAGAAGAGAACAGCAUGUAUGUGCAGCAGAGAGACGAGUACCUGGAACAUGUGUGUGAGAUGGCCAUCAGAAAAAUCUCCCUUAUCACCAUCUUUGGCACCUUGACCAACAGCACCAUGAAAAUUGACCAUUAUCAGCUGGAGAAUGACAGGACCAUGAAGGGUCUGAAUCAGCAGGACCUGGUGAACCAAGCCCUCAUUACAGAGCUGAGGAAAGAGUUUGGAAUGGUCUACAAUGAUUUCUAUAUGGUGCUGACUGAUGUGGACAUGAAGUGGAAGCAAUUUUAUGAAGUGCCCAUUGCCAUGAAGGCUGUGUUUGGUUACAUCGACACGUUCUCCUCUCGCAUCCGAGAAAUGGAGCAGCAGAAGCGAGAGGGGGUAACGUGUAAAAAAGAAGACAAGCCACGAUCCUUGGAGAACUUCUUGUCUAGGUUCCGCUGGAGACGCAGGCUGUUUGUGAUCUCGGCUCCCAACGAUGAAGAGUGGUCCUAUCAGCAGCAGCUCUACGCGCUGUCCAGUCAGGCGUGUAACCUGGGGCUUCGUCAUAUUUCCAUCUUGAAGCUGGUCGGGACUGAUAUGGUGGACAUGGGUGGAGUGCUGGAGCUGUACCCCAUUAAUGGCAGUGCCACAGUGGAGCGAGAAGGCUUAUCUGCUACGCUUGUGAAGGACAUCAGGAACUACUUCCAGAUCAGCCCAGAGUACUUCUCCAUGCUGCUGGUGGGAAAAGACGGCAACGUCAAGUCCUGGUACCCAUCCCCCAUGUGGUCCAUGGCCAUCAUCUACGACCUGGUGGACUCCAUGCAGCUCCGCAGGCAGGAGAUGGCUAUCCAGCAGAGCCUGGGCAUGCGCUGCCCCGAAGACGAGUAUGGCAACUACGGCUACCACCACGGAUACCAGGAGGGCUAUCACCAGGGAUAUGGAUACUGAGGGGUGCUGGUCAGCCUGUGACCUUUUCAGGCGGGUUUGUAUUUUCCACUGGACUGAGUUUCAGUGUCAGAGGUCACACUCCAUACUUCCUCUUUUACUGUUUUUUUUUUUUUCACAUUAAUCAUUUACAGCUGUCAUUGUUUCAACAUGCCUCCUUUCUCCUGUAGGUUCAUAGCCUCUGCCUUACUGAGGUAGUCUAGUGCUCCACAGCUAUCGACAGUCUUUUUUUGUAGAUAAAAGAUGAUAUACUUUUGUAUUUAUUGGAUUUUUGCUCUGAAUUUAUAGACCGUUUUAAAGGUCAAAACUUUGCUUCUUGUUUGGGUUUUGUUACUCUAUUUUUAAUGCACUGUUGCUUAUAUACUGUGUUAUUUAUAAUGAUGCCAAUAAAAUAGCCCGAUUUCAA